AUGGUUCGGCCAUUCGUACACAUCGACAUAACCUGUUACCGACUCUGGUGCAAGACCAUAAGUCCGAUUUUUAUCAACUAGUUCAGAGUAAACGCCCGAAAAAUCUUUUGUCGUUACGAUUUGCAUUGCCUGAAAAUCCGUCUCAUUUUUUUAAACAUUUCUGUUCGCAUCUAACCAGCAAAGGUGCGAUUGGAAUCAUGCUGACGAUUGUUUGAAUACCAAUAUUCUGACGGUAGGUUUCUAGAUUUGAAGACCUUAUGAAAGUCUUCGUUUUGUAGUAAACGGUAUGUGUUAUUGUGAUAGUCACGGCUCCAGACAAUGUCUGCAAUUGAAACAUGGUACCCAUAAUCUUUUUAAUAAGACUUCGGGACAAUUUCACAGUUUAUUUUUGAAACUGGAGGAAUUAUUUAAUUUUCAAUCCCUUUCUGAAAGCUUCUUAUUAAAGGCGCAGGUUGUUGCGAAAAAUUGGCGCAUCCAUGCAAAGCCUCAAAGCGAGAAAAAAGUUUUAUUUUUUAUUUUUUGUUUUUUUAUUUAUUCUUUCAAACUUAUAAUUUUAAAGGCUUUAUCAACUGGAAAAACUGACUUUUUAAUUUUUUUCUGAAUAUGUUUCAUGACAGUUUUUUUCUCGAAGAGUUCAAUAAAAAAAUCACCGAUUCACACGGGUUCAUUUUUUUAUAAUUAUUUAAAACAAUUGUUCACUUAUUUUGUUCCUUUUUUUUUCUGUUGGAAACUUGCUUCAUAUUGUUUCAAACUUUCAAAUGUCCAUUAAUAUUUUCCGUUCUCCGAACAACGGUAAUUUUGAAAAAAAAAAGAAAUAACUGAAAGCAAGUUGAGUUUUCAAAAAGAACAGUGUCCUGUUUGAUUUAUUCUUUUUUCAGAUUAUAAAUCCGAAAUCAUCGACAGUGCGGAUAUGGAACUGAUUGAACGAGAGACGCGGGCAAAUGAUUCUGUAAACUGUUCACAAAAGGUUGUCCAUUUUUAUCAUCAUUUCUUGCUGUUAAAAAUUUCUGUUGCCUGGUUUUCAGUAAAAAAAAAAUGCAAGUGCAGAACCCUUUUUUUUCGUAUUUUUCGUUUUAAUUGAGAUAAAUAUGGAUCGUAGUUUGAACGAAAAGGAGAAUUUAUUUUUAUGAUUAACAAAAAAGAACCCACCAAAAACGUGUCCACAAAUUCGAAGCAGAACAUUGGGUCUAAAUAUUUUACUGGGCCAUAACAAACCACCGCCACUGAUUUGUCCGUUAUAAUUUGUCUAUAAAACCGUAUUUGAACAUGUUUCCAUUUUAUAUGUGUUUACGAACCUAGCCUGAGUUGAAAAGGCCAGAAUCGUGAUAAGAAUCUCAAAAAACGAAGUUUGAAUCAUAAUCAACCGUAGCGGCUUCAAAUGAUUCGGCGUGUACUUAAUCAUCAAAAAAAGCAAAUAGAGAUGCUGAGUCAUAGAAAAAAUGAAAUAGAUAGGGAAGUAUAUAGAAAAUAGAGAUUCGUAGAGAUCUUCCAUGUUAAUGUCUCGAGUGAAAGUCGAAAGAUGGACUAAAUACGCGCGGGUUCACAAAAGAUGCGUAGUCGUCGCUCAUUUUGAUGUGUCAUCGGUUUAGUUUUGCAUGGUUGCUGGCUAUUUUUUGCAUCGGAGCAUAAUCUAUUUGUUGAUUAAAAAUGGUGACGUUGCUGUCAUAAUAGAUUUUGGCUAGAAAAAAAAACAUAACAAGGAAGUUUACUAUAGUUUCAAAUGAGUCGUACUUUCGGGAAGGCGUUUUGGCGGAACUAAUUCUCUUUCGAGGCUUUUGACGAAAUAUCUUCUCGAGCUUUUCAUGACGAUACGGACAGUGUGUCCAGAACUGCACAACAUUCGAUACACCUUUAAGAAAAGAUCCUUAAAAAGGCGUUCAAAUUCCCGCCAACAAGUUUUGUAGCAAAUUUAUCAAACCAGCUUGUUACACUCUCGCUUGAAAAAAGACUCAAUAAUUUUGUCAAGGCGAAUAAGAAAUCAGUUCAAAGCCAUAAUUGAACUUCAUAAAUUACAAUAAAAAGGAUUCCAUGAUUUUAAAAACCCUUUUUUUUGAUAGAUUUUUUUUUGCAAUUUUGUUUUCUGAGACUCAAAAAAAGUGAUUUUGUACAGAUUUUCAUAGCAUUUUUGAAAGUAAGCUCAAAAAAUAAUUUUUUUCGGGGGAAUCGGCUCUAAAAAGCGUUUUCAAUCUCAAAUUCUUUGGCAAAGUUGCUCUGUUAAUGAAUCUCUUUUUUUGUUACUUUUUUUCAUUCUGUUUAAUUUUUCCCAUCUGAUUUUUUUGUUCUGAAAAAUCACAAUUUUUUUAUAGCCCUGGAAUUUUUGGCUUUCUAUGAAAAUAAUUAUUUAAAUUCUCAAAUUCACUCAUUUUUGCUAAAUUCGUUGCAAAUUUCAGAGCUGUGUAUAGAAAAAGGAAAAAAAGCUCUUUCGAGGUAGAUAAACUUUAUUUGAGGUAUUUUAAAACUACAGAGUUCUUAGUAAGCCGUUCCAAAUGCGGCUUUAUCCUUCAAAACAUAAAAGUCGGUUUCUGGCUGAUUUUGGAUGAAGUGGAAAGUUCGGAAACACGACGGUCGCGACAAAUAUGGGAACGGAAAGCGACUUCAUAAGGGGUCACAGCGAAUAAAGUGAUUAUCGGGUCCAAAACAGCCGGAAACGAUACGGUAACAGCUGGAAUGUAGUCGAAAAAAGAGGGCAAUCCUUCUGAAAAAAAAAUAAAUUCAUUUCAAAAAAUCAAAAAUUGAGUGCUACCCGGUGAGAAACUGGCAUAAAUGCUCAGGCUCAUUGUCGGGACGAACAGGAUGAUUGGUAGCCAAAUUUGUAGUAGUAGCCCCUGAACAUCACGAUUUAUAAUUUUUUCAUGAAAACUUUUCAAAUUACAAUUGUAAAUUUUCUGACUUGAUGUGCAGUCCUGGCGGAUAGUAGAGCUUGGUGUUCUUUCAGGCAUCGGCUUGUUCUUCUGAAUUCAAAAUUUGGCCUUUUUUCAGUAUAGAAGGUUGAAGUUUAAUGAGAAAAUCUGAGUUUUUGAGAUUUUCUUGAAUCAACUUGGAAGUUUUUAAACAAGAAAGGUAGUUUUAUUUUGUGGUUAAAGAUGUUUCAGAAAAUUUGCCAGAAGAGACGUCGACUUAGUUUCUCAAAAACUAGGAGUUUUACUGGUUGAGGGUACCGCAAUGAGAAUUUAGGUCAAGAAAAGCUCUACCUUUUCUCAAAAAGAGAAUAAAGAGGAGUUCCAUACGUUAUCAAGGCAGAAAUAAUAUUCGCAGUGAUAUUUGGCCAUUGACUGAGGUCAGAGUAGCCGGAAAUCCUUUCGGCAGGCAGACCUAAUGUCAGAUUCCAUUUUUCUAGUUCUGUGUAGACUGCGGAAAAGUCUUUCGUUGUGACGACUUGCAUUGCCUGGAAGUAUAUUUGAUUCGGCAUAGUGAUUGAAGAAUCAAAAGUCCGCAAUCUGGCGUGUGCGUGUCACAAUAAUUCGAGUUGAAACACAUAUAGUUUGCGGGUUUUAGAAUAUAGCUUUUUUUUUUUGAUAUUACUGUAUCUUGAAAUGGGGAUUACACAAUGAGACACCAUCUUGAGACUUUGACGCUAGUUUUCAGGCUUUAUCUAGUUUAUCUUCAAAGAAUAACUAAUUUCUCACUCACCAAUAAAACGUAGAUUGGGAUCAUACUGACGGCUGUUUGUAUGACAACUCUUUUGAAUGAGUUCGCCAAAGAGUUAUUAAUCAAUGAUCUCGAUUUGUAGUAUACGGUGUGUGUGACAGAAAUUGUCACGGCACCGGAGAUCGUCUGAAAUCCAAACUUUUGUUCCUUUUAGUUCCAGUUCGAAGCGUCCAAGGUAAUUAACUAACCAAAAUAGUGUCGAAGGAGACGAAGCAGAACAUUGAAUCCAAAUAUUUGGCUGGACCAUGACAAAUAACCGCCACCGACUUUUCAGUAGUUAGGCUCCUUAAAAUAAUCUUUUCAAAAAGCUGUUCAAACCAACCGAAACUGUGUGGAAUAAGUCAAUAUAGUUAUGAUAACAUCGAAAAAAACGCCGUUUGCAUCAUGAGAAGUCUCAUUGACUUCAAAUUUCCUGGCGUGUAGUUGAUCAUGACAUAGAACAAAUACAGAUGCUCCACAGUGGAGAUAACCGUGUAAAUCGGGAAAUAGAUGAAAGUAGAUUUGUUGGUAGAGCUCUUCCAUGUCUGAAAAUGAAAUUUUCAAAAUUUACCGAGCGAAAAAUAAGAGAAGAAAAAUAUGAAACUAGUUUGGUUUUUCUAAAUUAUUUUCAAGCCUUGUUUUUUUUUCUUCAUGCUUUUCUCGUUCGAUUAUAAAAAUAAGAGAAUCAUUUGAGCUUGAAUAACUUUUUGAAAGAAAAAAAAAAUGAGUAAUGGAAAAUAAAGCCGUGUAACCAUAUUAUAUAACGCACGAGAAAGCACAUUCAGAAAAAUUCACAUAAUGAUAUCAACUUCCGGAGUAUCGUUAUCACUAGAAAGUAUUUCAUAAAUAACUUUGCUUUUUCAUUAAUUGCAACUUCAUGGGAGUUUUUCGCACCAUUGGGAAAAAUCUUUCGCAAUUAUUUUUCCCAAUGAAAAAAAUACUUGAAAAAAAUUAUUUUUGAAACGCCAUGAAAAUCUUAGAAGCGUUGCGAUCGAAAGGCAACCAGCUUCAAUGACUUCUGAUGCAUAAAUGCGCAAACCAUUUCGAGUCGGGUGCAUAUCAGAAACAUUUUACGCGUUGAGCUACUCAGGAAGGCAUUUCCGUUAGAGCAACUUUCGAAAUGGAAUAGUUUCUCUUCGAAUUUGAAACGCUAAAAAAGGGGGAAGUUUUACUUAAAGAUUACAAAAACCACAUUAAAUUCAACUAGCCCAGUUGGCUGAGAAUUAUCAAAAAUUUUUCCACCGAUUAUUCACUUUCCUUAUUUUUUUCGAAUGAAAUUUAGGAAACUUCUGUGCGAAGAUCUCAGCUUAACCUUAAUCAUCCUAUUCUUAUAAAAAACAUUACUCAAAAGUUUCUUGGAACCAAAAAAACAUUUAAUCAUUUUGGACUUUUUAUUAUUGUUUGCAAAAAUCAAGAUUCUAUGAGAAACUUGAAAUACUUGAUCAAAGGCAGAUCUUUGAAAAAGAAAAAGUUUAAACUCAACUUCUCAAGCUUCAUCUUCUACUUGUUUUGAACUAGAUCUUCAUUUUUCUUCCCUCAGAAUUUUCGGCCUCCCAUAUGAAAAAAAUAAAAUGAAUGUGAUCAACUACAGUUCGCUGUGCAGAAAAACCGGUUCAACCGUUUAACUUUCACGAAUUCCGCAUCAUCUUUUGCACAUGUUUUCGGGUUGUUUUGUUUUAAGUUCUUAAGUUCUAAUAUAAAAUGCGUCCAUUUUAGAGCUAAAUGGUUAAAAAAGGAGAAAUAAAAGUGCAAAACUAAUCUAUGGUGAUUUUAAUUUUCGUGAGGUUAGGUCCCAGGAGCCUGCGCUGAACGGAAAAAGAUUCCAUUUUAGGUUUUUUCUUUGUUUUUGUCUGUAUAAUAUUUGAACUUCAUGAUUUUCUGCAAAAUUUUAUCAGUUUUUGUACCUUUGAACUCAUGUUUUUUUUUUCAUACCUCCCUUUGAGCCUUUUUUUCUGAAUGCUCGAGGUCUUCCCAAUUGUCUCUCAAAAAUCGACUUGGAUUUCUCCUUUUUUUAAUUUAUGAAUGAACUUUUUAUUCAUAUGGGUUCCCUAGAAAAAUAGGAUCUGAUAUUCGACAAAUUCCAACUUCCCGAAGCUAUCUAAACUUUACCCGAAGUCCAACGAUUCCUCUCCAAAAACAUGCAACUUUUCCACAUUUUUCCCUUGGUUUCCAGUUAUUUCCUAUGUCAUAUACAUUUCUUUUUCGCGAAAAAAACAAUGCCCAGGGUGGCAUUCUUCCGACGCCACAGAGGCAAUAACAAAAAAAAAAAAAAUUGAUAACUAAUUGUUCGCCAUCAAUAAUUUCAAAGUUCUUGAAAAAGAAAGAAUGCGAGAAUAGAAACAUAUUGAAUAGAAAUUUCCAAUUUUGAGUCUUUUGUCCAACUUGACACGAUUUUCCGAGUUCCUAUUUUUUUAAUUCAAGAAAAACAUAGAGAGGGUUUUUUUACUAAAGACACUAUAAGGUCAGAUAGGAAUAUAAUUGAAAUGAAUUUCAGAAGUUAUUUUCUUUUUAAAGUUCAAAAAUGUGUAUUCUUAGAGGGGAUUAUAUUUAUAGAGCUCAGAUAGCAAAACACUCGUCAACAUGAAAAAUCAACUUUUUCCGUAAAAAAUCUUUUCCUUGCUCUAAUAAAAUGCUGCAAGUCUGGUCAUGUGGCUAAGCUUUGAAUUUGAGAUUCAAGACAGACAGGUUCAAAUCCUCUUCACGAAAGUUUUCUUUUGCGAGAUUUGAAUCUUGAUUUCAAACACUGAAGAGUUGGAUUCUCAUUCAAGUUUGAAUCUUAGUUAAUUGUGAAUCCUAAUCAUACUGAAAAAAACUAUCUGAAAUUCGGAAAAUCAAGGUUUUAUAUUGAUUGUUAAGUUGAAGUUUUUCCAUCCCUGAUUUAUAGAAUUUUUCAUUCAAAGCUAAAGUUUUUAAAAUCUCCUACGAUCUCAGAUCAGACCGUUGAUUCAUUACUUGAUGGCUUUAAAGUACGCCUUUUUUUAACUUGAAAGUCCAAAAAUCAGUGAAUUUUUCGACGUGAUUCACAUCACAAUAUAGUUAAAGUACAUGUUUUGAUGUUUUUUUUUCUCCACGCAUUCAAUUCAUUCAUUUUUGCUUUACAACAGACGGAAAAAAGCGGGGGCGCCGAAGAAGAAUUGAAGGCGAAAGGCGAUGAGAGGGGAGGAGGCACCCAUCCACUUGCCUUAUAAGGAAAAGAUCGCACUCAAAUUGACAAUAAUCAACUUUUUCUGCAGUUUUUGAGUUUUCUUCUGAUGAUUUAUAGAUUUGAGGGAUUACAGAUAAUUUCGGGAUUUUUGGGAUUUCAAACUUUUAAUCCUAAUUUGGUAGUACUGGAUGACUAGCUUUUGAACUCCUAAAUGGGAAACCUACUGAGGUCAAACCUUGAAUAAUUUAUAAAAAUUUGCUUUAAUUAGCCUCUGGUCCUUUAAAAUGGAAGUAUUCUGAAAUUGUUCAGAAAUUCAUUAAUUUACAAGAAUCUUGAGAUUUAUAGUUCUAAUUCCAUUCAACUUGAAGAAUCGAGGGUCUUUAAAGUUCUGUAAAUAUGAUACUCGGUCCGACUAGUGUACACUUUAGUGAUAAUAUUUGCAAAGGCCUUUUUUUGGACAGUUCUCACAUGUAAUAUUUUUCCAAAGUUUUUUUUUCCCGUUGAAUUAAUUCUGUUUUCGGUAAUUUUAGGAUAAGCCCCGCGUAAGCCGUUUUCUGGUCGCUUACUGUUUUCUUUCCUUAUUCUAGAAACAUUAUGAGUCAAGUAAUUGUUCUGUGAUAGAAAGGCCUUUUCAAUUGAGAUCGCGCCAUCUUUUUGGAAUGAAUUUCGUAUAAAUAUAAUUUUUCCAAAACAUUAUGAACCAUUUUAAAUACAUCAUCUAUGAGCAUUUUUUUCUGUUUUGUCCUUUUCUCCUGAAUUCUAUGACGUUAAGAAUAAAAAAAGUUCAAUUUUAAAUUUUCAACUAGCUAUAAAGAAUUGUUAGUUUGAAAAAAAAAAACCUUUUCAUAACGAAAAAAUAUUUUUUUGCAUCAAACUCCAAAAUACCACCUCGAGUUUGUAACGUUGCCCUUUUUGGAUUAAAUUUGUUGUGGUUUUUUUCAUGUUCCGCUGUCCUUUCAAGUUUAUUUUUCCUCUAAAAAGUUUGAUUACCUCUACAAAAAAACUAUAAGAAAAAAAGGUUUUUCUCAUGGCUUUUUCCCAGUUGUUUACUUUUUUUUCGCUCUUUUUUUCAAAAAUGCCUCGAUUUAUAGUUAUAAUCUGGCUGUGAAAUAGUUCUUCCUCAUGGGUUCCCCUUUUUGAGGGGAAAAUGAACUUUUGUACCUGUUUAGCCUCGAAGUUUUGGUUUCAAACUGUUUCAAAAAAGGAAUCUACCUCGUAAAUUGAUUUUUUUUUUCGUUAUAAUUUUCUAUUCUCCCUUUCCAACUAUAACUCAGACUUUGAAAAAAUUGUAUACCGUUUCCAUUUAUAAAUCGAAAAGUUACACUUUUCAGAAAUAACUGUGCGUCAUUUUUCUCAGUUGUCCUUUUGAAUUCAAUUUUCCUUUUCGAGUGGAAUAUUUGACCUUUUUGAAUCAUGAAAAAUGCGUCUCAUAAAUAGAUCAUUUGAACUUUCUAAUAAAAUUUGUAGAAAAAGUUCAAAAAACCCCUAAUUUCCUCAUUUCCAAAUUUAUUUUUUUACCUUUUUUUAAAACACUAAUUUGUUUGUUUAUUUGAGGUCCUCAAAAUUUGGUGCCCUUUUUUUCUGAUUUCUGCCUUUUUCUCAUUUUUUUUUGUUCAUCUUUUUUUUUCACGUACUCAUUUUAUUAUUUUUGUUUUGACUUCAAAAAAAUUCCAGAGAAUGAUGUCCCACGAGAAACAUCACACGAACAGCAGUUACAAUGGAGCUCUCAAAGAGGUUUCUUUUUUUAAUUUAUUUUGUGCUGUUCUAAAAAAAUAUAUGAAGUGGGAAAAAAAGAAGGCCGUAUAGUUUGUUCGUUUUAACGCUGAUCCAGAACUGAACUUUCAAAUUGAACGUUUCCAAACAAAAAAAUUCGGCCUUCUUUCGCGCUACAAUCGUCCUGUUUUUUUCUGAUUUGUGACCUUUCUUAAGAUUUUUCAAAAAAACCUCGCCAUGAAAUCCAAAAAAAUGACUUCAAUUAUUAUAACCCUUUCGAAAAAAAUUUAUGAGGUUUUAAAUAAGUUUAGAGAGUUCCUUAUCAAGUUUUAAAGCCACGAAGCCGUUUUCAGUGUUAUUCCGGGUCGUGAUACAUUUUUGGGCCUGUAAUAACCAAGAUGUUUAUAAGAAUUCAGAAAUGAGCUUACUGUAGAACUUGGAACUUGAUAAAAUGAGGAUUAUAUAAUUCUUUCAGAGCCAUCGAGCCGAGCGAGUUUUAUGGACGGUCGCAGGACUCUCAGUUAUUUUCAUCGCUUCAGAAGUCAUCGGCGGCUAUUUGGCCUCCUCCUUGGCCAUUAUGUCCGACGCUUUUCACUUGUUUUCCGAUUUGCUGUCAUUUCUUAUAUCGAUUAUGGCGUUGAGAUUGGCUAGGAAAAGAGGUGAGAUCGAUCAGAAAAUCAUAAAAAAUGUCUUCGGUUCUUUAUUGCGUCGAAGCUUUAAUUCAAAGAAUAGCGGGAUGUACUUGAGCAAAAAAUGCACUUAAUAAAAAUAAAGUUUUGAACCAAUUUGAAUGCCAUUAGUUGAAAAAAAAGCGGCGUUUUUGAUCCUUAAACAACUUAAAAAGGUCCUAAAUGUUGAAAAAUUAUAGAUUUCUGGUUAAGUUGAGCAUCAUAGGGAGUUUUUUUCUUGAAUUGAUUACUACUGUCGUUUUUUUAAAAUUCGAAAAGUUCCAGUUAAAAAAAGAAAGAAAAAUUUUUUUCGUUAGUGAAAAAAUCUAGCUUUCCGCGACUUUAGUAUAGAGGAAAAAUUGUAUUUCAAGUUCAAUUUUUCUCAAAUUUCCUCGUUUUUUUCGAUGUUUUUUUCUAUAACUAUCCCCUUCAUAUUUGUGGAUUUUUCGGUUUUUUCUCAUCGGAAUAACAUCCUGAUUUCAUCCUUCAUAUUUAUUUUCUUGAAAAAUUUGGAUACACAAUAACAGGAUUUUUUUGAAAAAGACUUUUUUUGAGAAUUCCCAGUUUGGAUUUUUACUCAUUUAUUCAUUCUUGAAUCGAAAGGAACUCGAAAAACUUCACUCAUUGAUUUUUUUAUGGAACUUUUUUUCAAUUCGAAGACUUUGAAAAAAAGUUUUUUUGACUUCAGAAAGCCACCGUUUCACAUUUGGUUACGGGAGAGCUGAGGUACUCGGAGCUCUAACUUCCAUAUUCAUCCUAUGGGUUCUGACAGUUUUCCUCGUCGCCAUGGCCACUCAUCGGAUCAUCACCGGAGAAUACGGUAAAAUUCGUUCAGCUGUAAAGUUUGUUAAAAUUUUCAAUUAUUCAGAAGUUGAAGCCAAUACGAUGGUCAUCACUUCGGCCGCCGGAGUUUUUUUCAACGUUUUGAUGGGUCUGGUCCUUCAUUUUGGCUCCGUCGAGCAUAGUCAUAGUCAUGGGAGGCAAGUGGCUCCGAACCUUCUUUCGAAAAAAAAGUUUCAAGAAUGCUAAGAAAAAACGUUCCUCAUUACUUUUCUUUCAUUUUUAUGUAUCCAGACGCUUUUUUUCUUGAUUACGUAAGGUAUUAGGCAAAAAAAAAUUGAAACUUAAGUCAGAUUUAUUCGAACUACUAUAAUAUCUAACAAGAAAAGUUUAUUUCUAAAUUUUCAAUUAAAGUAAGACCUGCAUCCCUGGGGCAACUGGUCGGAAAUAAAAAGUUUUUUUAAGCCAGCGUAACAUCCUAGAAUGAAACUGUAGAAAGCGGUGAUAUAAAAACAACUUUGAAGUCGUGUACGGGAAAAGUACCUUAAUAGGCAUUCAAAGCUGAACUGUGUGUACCCCUUGUUACACUGCGGGGUGUACCGAGAGUUCGAAGGGGAGUGCACCGCAACUUUUUUCUGAUUCUAUGCCAUCUUGUCUGAAAAUCAUUCUCGAAAUAAGUUCACCCGAUUUUCGAGAGAGCUUUUCUCUUCCACUCGUGAAACUGGCUGUAUUCAAAAGACUAGGGUCUUGUCUGAAAAAAUAGCAGAAUCUUGCAGCGGUCCUGGGUGCAAAGAACACCAGAACGUGAACGUCCGCGCAGCGGCGGUCCACGUGAUCGGCGACCUGAUCCAGUCCGUCGGAGUUCUUCUCGCAGCCCUCAUUAUCAAGGUUGUGUAAGGCAGAAAAUCGGGAGACACUUACAGUAGCCAAUAAGGUCGAUUCCAGCGAAGCUUACUGACUCUAUUUUCUGAAAUAGGACCAGAGCUCUUUCUUGAAGUUCUUGGAAGUCUCAGCCUCUUCAACUUAUUAUUUUUAGGAAAAUAUAGCGUUUUUAUGAUUAUGAGUCCUCUUUUUCUCGAAACUAGAAAAUUGGGCAGUUCGAGCUUUUUAGGACCUUCAUCUAUUAUUAACGAAAUUUCAAAAAUUUCCCUGAAUACCAGAACUAAAAUUCCCUUUAUAAGGGAUUUUCGAUUAAAAGUCACCGGGUUUCCCAUGAGAUUACGCAAAAAAAAAAUACUCAUAUGCUAGUUUCUCGGCUGCCUCCGCAAUGGUGGUUGUGGUGCCUGAGAUUUUGCCUCAAAUUUAGGCAUCGCAAGUUCAAGUUUUUGAUCGAUUUCUGUAGAACUUUUUUAUUCAGGACUACCCUCGGUUUCAGAAUUCUGUCUACAAAAUUUUUAUUUUCUGGAAAAAAAAUGUCAUAAAGAGACUUUCAUUUCAGUACACCGGCUGGGGUCUGGCGGACCCGAUUUGUACCUUCGUUUUCUCGUUGAUCGUUCUGGUGACCACUGUGACCGUUCUCAAGGAUAUUCUACUCGUCUUGAUGGAAGGUGAAGUGCGCUCCAAAGCUAAUUCGGUCCAAAGAGCGAAAUUGAAUCAGUAAGAACUUUGAGCGGUCAUUUAACCUUGAUUUUUGCGGAACGGAAUUUUUUCGAGAGAACUGCAAACUUCAAAAAAAAUCUACUUGACACUAAAAAAAAGCCAGUUUUCCCACGCAAUGACGAAUUCGUCCAUGAUAAACAGACCACGGAGCGGGAAAAGAAAUCAAGGCUUAAUGACGUUUUGAAAACACGGACUUUUUCGCCCAGUGCAGCCUAAUUCGAAUUAAUACAAUGACUGUGUUACGACCGGUCAAGUGACAAGGCUUCCGAAUGAUUUGUUUGAUGAAAUAGGAGAAAUUUUGAACUUGGGUUCAAAAAAAAGGAUCAUGAGGGUUAUAAUAAGGAUUUUUCAACUUAAUUUUUCAAAGCUUCUUACUUCUAGCUGUCCCCCAUGACGUUGACGCCGCGACGAUUGAGAACUCCCUGGAAGCUUUGGACGGAGUUUUCUCCGUCAGUCGACUUCACAUUUGGAGUAUCAGCCCCAGCAAUGUGGCUUGUGCUGUUGAUAUCAUGCUGGGUUAGUUAAUUCAGAUGUAAUCUUCGAAGUUUUGAACAAGACUUCAGAAUCGCAAAGUUUCAUGGUUUUUGAAAGCCAGUCGCUCUUUUUGGCAAACUUUUUUAUAGCGGCUAGACUUGUAGAGCUGAAAGAAGUAGGGUAUAAUGUGAUUUGGAGACAUUGGUAACGCCAGCUUGGUCUUGAGUGUUCUGAUUUUUUUUUGCAUAAAACCUAAAAAUAGCAGGCAAAAUGAAAAAGAGAACAAUCAGACAGACAAAAAAAAAUACAAGGAAAUGUGGCUUAUUUUCCCUGUCCUUUUCAAAUUCACUUGGAAGAAAGGUUUUUCGAGUUUUAUAUAAUUCUUCGCGUAUUUUGAUGAGUUUUUUUUAGUCCUCAGAGAUUUCACAAAGAGAAGAGACUAUCUUAGGUAGAUAAUGUCGUCCCAAAAAAUGAAGGCUUUCAAAAUUAUGUGAUUUUUGCGUAUUUUCCAGUCCCCAUAGAUAUCUUUAGCAAAUCGUAUAGACUUCAGAUCCGGAAAAAAAAAAAUCAUAUUUUUCAGACCCAUCAGAAAAUGUCCACGAAGUGACAGAAGCCGUUAGAACGACUCUAUCAAAGAAAUUCGAAAUCAAAGACGCCAUAAUUGGAGUUAAGCCAAAAGUCGAUAAUUCACCAAUCUUCAAAAUUUCCACUGAUAUCUUGACACCUAUUAUUUCUACUAACAAAAAUUUGAAAUUUUGAGUUUACUUUUUUGAAUCUCUCCCCUAAAGCUUUACAGAACGUUUGCUUUAGUAUGUUGCAUUUUUCUCUGUUUUUUUUUUGUUUGAACGGGUGUUCCUAUUCUGUUCUCAUGUGUACAUAAAUCUUGUGGCUUUGUUUGCAGAAAUGUUCAAAAGAUACUCGAAAACGUCAGAGUACUGUAAGAUACAGUAACCAGUCUAAAACUGGAAAAAAAUUAUCUUCAAAUUGUUUGAACUUUGAGGGAAUUUGAGAGAAGCUGCAAAAUCGAUGAUUUUGAGCAAUAAAGAUAAAAAAAAGUUGAUAAAAAAAAUCAGCUUCUGAGCAUGCCAAUCUGUUAGAAUAACGUGGUCUUGUUUUAUUUUUAGACGUGUUUUUCCAAUACCGAGUUCUUCUGAAUGAAAAAUGGGAAAAUUAUAAGGAUUACAUGAAUUUUCGAAACUUCUUCUGAACCUCAUCUUUUCUUGUCAAAAAAGCUGAAUAUUCUCACUUUGUUUGAAGUACUGUAGCCCCUUCUUCUUCAAGCCUAACCAUUUUCCGAAAAAAGAAUGUCGAUAAGAUUAAUCAGCUCAGUUGAAUGACACCUGUCAAUCCAAUCGAAAUACCGUAGCUUCUUCCCUUUUCGAACCUCACCUUCAUUCUGAGGUGGAUAAUGACAUAAUUAAUCGCCUAUCAAUCUGACUCACCUACCGUAAUUGCUGACCUUCCCGAGAAAGGAAAAAGAUUAUAUUAAUCGGCAUAUGUAAUAGAAAAAACCUGUCAAUCCAAUUAAAAUACCGUAACCAGUCAUCAAAAUUGACCUUUCUCACCGUAAAGUUGAUAAAAAAUGGUCUAAUCAGUAAAUUCCUUAUGGUGAUGUUUGGAGUUGCCGGAAAUAGCUUUGACAAAAAAAGUUGGGAAAGGGCAGGAAUCGAACCAACGAUGUCAGCUUGAGAAGCAAGGUGGUACGCGUUGCACCAUCAUCAUUCAUUAUUUAAAUAACCAAUUUUUUUUCGAAAAACUAAAGAUAGCUGGCUAAAUUCAGCAUCAUAAAUAAAGUGAAAAAAAAUACCCAGAACGACAAAAAACAUUUUUCGAUCUUACUGUAUUUCGAAGUUGUGCAUACACAGCGACGCAUCCGCUAAUAAUUCAAAUUUUUGCCAAAUUGUAAUUUAAUUAAGUUUUUACUCUUUUUCUCAUUUAGUUAUUUAUUUUGAGUAUAAAAAUCUCGUUUGAAGACAAAAUUCGCGUUUUUGCGACGCCUUUUCUGCAUCGAAAUGAUGACGGUACGUUUUUUAUGGUUUUAUUGAUGAAUUUGUAAAUUUGCAGUCAUUUUAUUCGACCAUCGAGCUUGGAAAUGCUUUGGGAUGA
Molecule: messenger RNA, 14112 nt
Organism: Caenorhabditis auriculariae
Lineage: Eukaryota; Metazoa; Nematoda; Chromadorea; Rhabditida; Rhabditidae
Source: the annotation of a GenBank genome assembly